ACAUUGAAUUGCCGCUCUUUCUUUAUCAUUAUUUUUGUGGGAAUUUCUUCACAAGUUCUAACAAGCAACGUUUGAUGGAUUCAUUUGCUUGAAAGCUGGAUAAAGUGUUAGUCACUGAAGACUGGAUUCUUUUCCUUUUGCCCAGACGUGGCGAUACUAUCACCUGCCUUACUUUCUGAUCAGUGCCCUAGUCUUGUAGAUUUUCUCCUGAUCUUGCUAAGUCAAAAGAAGCCUUUCAUAUUUAUAAUCAUUGGAUGGGAUGAAUCUUUGUGAUUUUCCAGAUCUGGUCGUUGUUGGGGUUCCCAAUACAUUGACUCUACUUCAAGCCUAGGAGAUUGAAGGAAAGGGGGCCUUCAAUUAAGAUGUUCAUUUUGGUAGGUCAGCCUGUUUCUGCUUUACUUAUGAUUUAUGUUGCUCUGGGUUAGUCGCAGUCCAGCUCGGUUGCUCAGUCUGCAAGAAAAGACGAACAUACACAAACCCACAAGAGGGAAAUGAAAAACAAAGAUGGUGUUAUAGCCAUAUGCCCUUCUUCGAGUCUCAAAGAUUUCUUUGUUACGGUGAACGUACCAAAGAGCAGGCCCUUCAAAAGAGUUGAGAAAAUCUAAACAAAUAACUGACCUUGUUCGUCAGUUGUCAUGGAUGCGCACAGUUUCACUGAUGUCAAUCCUGCGAAAGAUUAACGCCAUCAUCCAGAUGAGAUCGGCGCAUCACUUAGUGAAUCUCUGGCAUGAAAAAACCAAGAUCCUUUGAAAGAACUAUGAAAAUCUGAACAAACACUGAGCCCUUCAGCAAUUCACAAUGCUGCUUCACCAGGGAUUCACUAGUGAUAAAUUCUGUAUCAGGUACAUUUUUCCCAUCUCCCAUCUCUACAUUGGGUUGUCACUGGGAUGCGACCAAUGCUUCUUCCAAUGAGGAAAAAUUUGAAAAAAUAACAGGCGAACUUCUCCUUUUAUGACACUUUUAGGGCUAUCCGUGUUGAAAAUUCUUACCAUGAAGCGCUUCUUGAGGGCAGUAAGAUCCAACCAUACUAUUUCACAGGUCUCAUAUGUUUUUGUGUGAUGACCAGAGCGAGAGGAUUAGAUAAACGAUUGAGGCAGUUAAACAUGUAUAUAUGCAUAGCAAGGAUACAAGAAAUGAACCUCUUACCAUACGAUCCUAUAGAUGCAGCCAAACAUGUAUGUAUGUAUGUUCAAGCAAUGAAAAUGAGUACAUCAGCGGCUGCUCGAUCACAGAAGCCGAUGGAAGGCCUAAUCACUCGCAAUCUAAAUCAGCACUGAGAUCUCAUCGCAUUAGCUUGGAGCAGGUUUCAAACGCUUCUUCACAUUCUGUCUAGCACUUUUGCCAAAUGCAAACACGGUCCUCAAUCAAACGGGAAAAGGAAAGUAUAAAAAAGGAAAUAGCAACGAGUGAUUGAGAAUCUCGUGAACCACAGAACUGUUGGAACAAAAAACCUAUCAAACGUUCACUUAUAAAUUCAGGACACGCUGCCUGGUUAUUUCCUGUUUCGAAACACCAUUCUCUACCGCACGUGCCCAAGAAAAGAACGCCUUAAUCAGGAAAUAAACCGGCUUGACCUGAUCCUUCCUGUGCUCCAGGCUUGCCCUGGUCUAUAAAUGUCGUUAGUGUCAAGUCCUGUCACCAGUGUCCUGAGUCCCUUUCACCACCGCAAAGUAGAAGAGUCACCAGAGAGAGAGAGAGAGCGACGUGUGAGAAGCGAUGGAAAGGGUGACCCACAACGAGAAGAGUAAUGUUUUGAGCGAGUACGGUGAUCAGUUCCCAAAGGGUGUAAGGGUUCUCGUGGUUGACGACGACGUGACCUGUCUCCUCAUUCUGGAGAAGAUGCUUCAAGAUUGUUCGUACCAAGUGACCAAGUGCCAGAGAGGAGAGGAGGCACUAUCGAUGAUUCGAGAGAAUAAGGGCGGGUUUGAUAUUGUCUUGACAGAUGUUCACAUGCCUGGCAUGGAUGGACUUCAGCUUCUUGCCGAGAUUGCUAACAUAGGGGUAACCUUGCCUGUAGUCAUGUUUUCAAGCGAUUCCGAAAAGGACACUGUCUUGAAAGGAGUGAAUAGCAGGGCUUGCGACUUUCUAGUGAAGCCGAUUCAAAUUAACACCCUCAAGAUUCUUUGGCGACACAUGCUUCGAAGCAAUCGAUCACCAAGCAAGAAUUCUACUAAAGAAUUGGAAACGCUGCACAAUCCGACCACAUCUUCAUCUAACAAUACCCGUACUCGGGCAGAGAAUGAGGAAGAGAACUCUAAAAGCUCGAAAAGGAGCAGUGAAGAGGAAGCCGAUCAUGGCCAGAGCAAAAGCAGGGCGAAGAAACCUCGCUUGGUAUGGACACCUGAGCUCAACCAGAUGUUUAUCACGGCCGUCAAUAGUCUUGGAAAGGAUGAUGUCAAACCCAAUAAGAUACUGCAAAUUAUGAGGAAAAUGACGGGUGUUCCUCCUCAUCUCACCAGGCAGAAUGUCUCCAGCCAUCUUCAGAAAUACUGCAUGAACUCCAAGAAGACAGGUGAAGCCUCAAAGCAUCAAAGUACACAUUCUUCUCUCAUUAACAGCCCUGGCUUCGCCAAUCUGACUCAUUCCACUCCGCCAUCGUUGUCAUUAAUCAGUUCCGGUGGUAUCCAAAACUGCACCACUUCAGCUCAAUAUCCAUCACGAGCUAUGGCUAUCGCCCCUGGACGGCAGUGCACAUGUUGUAGCAUGAGGAUGCCCAAGUUGGUUGAGUUCCCAGAUCAUAACGCGUCCCCAAUGUACCAAACAGGGCUCCAACCACAACCGCUUGUGCCGUUGCAGCAACCGAACCCACUUCUCCAGAACCACAGUUGCCAACAGCAAGCGAAUGAAUCAGCUCAAUGCCCCUCGUAUGCUCCCACGCCAUCCGUGGGGUUCACCUCACCAAUGAAUGCCGCCGCAGGACACUAUCUUUCCGCCACUACUAACCCACAUCCAUUGCACAGCCAGAUUCCAACACAUGACAUUCAAAGCCUUAAUUCAAGUGCUCCCCAUCUUGCCUCUGAGCGGGGCCUGCCUGUCGCCCUCAGUACCAUUGGAGCCAAAGCAAAUAAAUCCUGCGGCACCAAUAUCCUCGCUGCCGAAGGAGAGUUUUAUUGCGGGAACGACCAUAAUCAAGUUGCUGAGGAUUGCCAAGUAUAUACUGAGGAGGCUAUGUUUGCAGAUAUUCUUGAUCUGGAUAUCUUUGAGGAUCUUGGGUUUGGGGAAGGCAUUCCUUUUCUCGACAGCUACAUCCAGGACAACGGUACAAUGUAGGAGAAGAGAGAGUAAUCUUCCUGCAUUAUAGGCAUAGUUCUGUUAAUAAUAGCAUAGAUGAAUUUGACUCUGGUUAUUCUGGUUUGUAUUGA
Messenger RNA from Eucalyptus grandis, 3362 nucleotides. Its product is annotated as two-component response regulator ARR2-like. NCBI's taxonomy places the organism in Eukaryota, Viridiplantae, Streptophyta, Magnoliopsida, Myrtales, Myrtaceae. The record is from RefSeq and is a predicted model, not a curated record. Gene Ontology annotation, molecular function: DNA binding. Gene Ontology annotation, biological process: cytokinin-activated signaling pathway; phosphorelay signal transduction system. The transcript has 6 exons. The coding region runs from base 1717 to 3270 and encodes 517 amino acids.